AUGUCCCUACAGCGCUGGGAACGCCAAGCUCAACGAGGAAGGGACAUCCUCAGUCAAUCUGUUCCCAAUCAAUGGCUCGCAUCAACUUCUAGUCUUCCCCCAGCUACAGAAAAGAAUGUCAUUGACUUUCCACGAAAAAGUGGCCUUCUUAGUGAGCGAGAACUCUGGAUUACAGAUCUCUCUGCUACAAAGCUAGUUGUUGAAAUGCAAAACGGAAGUCUUAAAGCCGAAGAAACAGUUAUUGCAUUUCUUAAGCGUGCUGUCUUGGGUCAUCAAUUACUCAAUUUUGCGACGGAAUUUAUGGCGAAUGAGGCAAUUUCCAGAGCCAGAGAACUGGACGCUUACUUUGAACGAACUGGAAAGCUGAUUGGGCCUCUGCACGGCGUUCCAAUCAGUAUUAAGGAGCAUAUCGGCCUCAAGAAUAGAACCUGUAAUACGGGCUAUGUAGCCUGGGUGGACAAAGUUGCAACUGAAGAUGCCCACUUAGUGAAAUUGCUAGCCAACGCUGGUGCCGUAUUCCAUGUCCGAACCAACCAGCCCCAAUCACUCAUGCAUCUUUGUUGCAGCAAUAAUAUAACCGGAGCAACUUUGAAUCCAUAUAACCGAACAUUGACACCAGGAGGGUCAUCUGGAGGCGAGGGCGCUUCGACCGGUUUCAAGUGUGCACCACUCGGUAUCGGUACAGAUAUCGGUGGGUCCAUUCGUGUGCCUGCUGCAUUUUGUGGUUCAUAUGGAUUUCGACCUACAUCAAUGAGGGUCCCAAUGGCAGGAAUUCAAGUCGCGGCCAUUGGACAAGAGACGAUUCACGGCGUGGUGGGUCCAUUGGCAAGUUCUUCAGUGGAAGAUUUGGAGCUUUUUCAAAAGGCAGUGAUGGAUCAAGAGCCAUGGGAUGAUGAAACUUCACUAGUGCCAGUACCUUGGAAGACAGUUGCACCCAGUCGAGAGAUCACGGUCGCUAUCAUGUGGGAUGAUGGCGUUGUUCGUCCUCAUCCACCUGUUAUUCGCGCUCUUAAUUUUGCAAAAGAGAAGCUUCUCAAAGCGGGAAUCAAAGUAGUUGAUUGGGAACCGUUCAAGCAUGACCAUGGUUGGAAGAUUAUUUCUAGCCUUUACUAUCCCGAUAGCGCUGCCCUACAACGCAAAUUUAUACGCGAAUCGGGCGAGCCUGUGCUCCCCCUUACCCAAUGGGUAUUUGAUUUUUCACGCGCUCAAUCACUUACACACCCGGAAGCCUGGGAGUUACAACUCGAACGCGACGUUUAUCGUGAUGCAUACAAUGCGUUAAUAAAAAGUCGCGGCGUUGAUUUUAUUCUCUCACCUGCCUAUCCGGGUGUCGCCGCUGUUUACGGCGAGUCACAUUAUUGGAACUAUACUGCGAUUUGGAAUGUUUUGGAUCUUCCCUCGGUUGUUUUCCCGUCGGGACUCACGGUUGAUUUAACGCUGGAUACAUUGACUGAACAAGAUAAGAAAUACCAGCCGCGUAGUGAGGUUGAUGAAAGGGAGUGGGUAAAGUAUCAGGAUCCCCAGAGAUAUGAGGGCGCGCCAGUGGCAUUGCAGAUUGCUGGGAGACACUUCAAAGAUGAGGAGACUCUGGCCGCUGCUAAAUUGGUCGAUGAGAUUAUCAAGGACGGUAGUAAGCAGUCUAAACUUUGA
Molecule: messenger RNA, 1650 nt
Organism: Penicillium angulare
Lineage: Eukaryota; Fungi; Ascomycota; Eurotiomycetes; Eurotiales; Aspergillaceae
Product: putative glutamyl-tRNA(Gln) amidotransferase subunit A
Exons: 7
Coding region: 1-1650 (549 amino acids)
Source: RefSeq, a predicted model, not a curated record